Molecule: messenger RNA, 2525 nt
Organism: Gastrolobium bilobum
Lineage: Eukaryota; Viridiplantae; Streptophyta; Magnoliopsida; Fabales; Fabaceae
Product: BRASSINOSTEROID INSENSITIVE 1-associated receptor kinase 1
Exons: 11
Coding region: 326-2173 (615 amino acids)
Biological process (GO): protein phosphorylation
Molecular function (GO): protein kinase activity; protein binding; ATP binding
Source: RefSeq, a predicted model, not a curated record
UUGACCUGGCUUUCUGUUCUCCCCCAUACUUCUCUCAAAACUGUUCCCUGCAUUUUCAGCUAAAACUGGCCACACCCAUUUGAGAUUUUAGCUCCAGAUUCCAAGCCAAGAACAGAAAGAGGAAAAAAGAACAGAACUUGGAGCCACCCAGAAUUCGAUUUUGGUAUAUCAUUCAAGUUCACAGUGAUUUUCAGUUGGUCAACAAGGUCAAGAUGCUUCUGAGCUUGAUGGCUAACGUGGAGAUCAAUUAGUAUCAAGAGGGGUCUGUGUAUUAGGGAAUCAAUUGCUUAUGAUGCUUGGUGUAGUAUUGUAGUUGAAGAAAGCCAUGGUUCGAGUGACUUCAUUUUUUAUGGGUUCCUUUCUUGUUUGGGCAAUUUUGGUGCUUGAUUUGGUGCGUAAGGCUUCUGGCAAUGCGGAAGGUGAUGCCCUGAAUGCAUUGAAGAGUAACUUGCUUGAUCCUAACAAUGUUCUUCAAAGCUGGGAUGCAACCCUUGUCAAUCCAUGCACAUGGUUUCACGUUACAUGCAACAGUGAUAAUAGUGUGACCCGUGUUGAUCUUGGAAAUGCUGACCUUUCUGGUCAACUGGUUCCACAGCUUGGUCAGCUCUCAAAUUUGCAGUACUUAGAACUUUAUAGUAACAAUAUAAGUGGAAAAGUCCCUGAUGAGCUUGGAAAUUUAACCAACUUGGUGAGCUUGGAUCUUUACUUGAACAGGUUAACUGGUUCCAUUCCGAAUACAUUGGGCAAGCUUGGAAAACUACGUUUCCUGCGUCUCAAUAAUAACAGCUUGUCAGGAGGUAUUCCCAUGACUCUAACAACUGUUGCUACACUACAAGUUCUUGAUCUCUCAAACAACCAGCUAAAAGGGGAUAUCCCAGUGAAUGGCUCAUUUUCAUUAUUUACCCCCAUCAGUUAUCAAAAUAAUCCUGACUUGAUACAACCAAAAAACAAUCCAGGAACACUUUCUCCACCGCCAUCAGCUUCUUCAGGUAACAGUAAUACUGGAGCUAUUGCUGGAGGAGUUGCUGCUGGUGCUGCUCUGUUGUUUGCAGCCCCUGCAAUUGCACUUGCUUAUUGGCGAAGAAGGAAACCUCAGGAUCAUUUCUUUGAUGUUCCUGCUGAGGAGGAUCCUGAAGUUCACCUUGGUCAGCUUAAAAGGUUUUCUCUGCGUGAGCUGCAAGUUGCAACAGAUAACUUUAGUAACAAACACAUUCUGGGUAGAGGUGGAUUUGGAAAAGUUUAUAAAGGACGCUUAGCCGAUGGCACUCUUGUAGCAGUAAAAAGACUUAAAGAGGAGCGUACACAGGGUGGGGAGCUGCAAUUUCAAACAGAAGUGGAAAUGAUUAGCAUGGCCGUGCAUCGUAAUUUGCUUCGGCUUAAAGGUUUUUGCAUGACACCUACUGAACGUUUGCUUGUGUAUCCUUUCAUGGUUAACGGAAGUGUAGCAUCUUGUUUACGAGAACGCCAAGAAUCUGAAGCGCCGCUUGACUGGCCAAUCCGGAGGCGCAUUGCGCUAGGAGCUGCAAGGGGACUUGCUUAUUUGCAUGAUCAUUGUGACCCUAAAAUUAUUCAUCGUGAUGUCAAAGCUGCAAAUAUAUUAUUGGACGAGGAAUUUGAAGCAGUUGUUGGAGAUUUUGGUUUAGCAAAACUUAUGGAUUACAAAGAUACUCAUGUUACUACUGCAGUACGUGGUACGAUUGGGCAUAUAGCACCAGAGUACCUCUCAACAGGAAAGUCUUCAGAGAAGACUGAUGUUUUUGGAUACGGUGUGAUGCUUCUUGAACUAAUAACUGGACAGAGGGCUUUUGAUCUAGCACGACUUGCCAAUGAUGAUGAUGUGAUGUUGCUUGAUUGGGUUAAAGGACUUCUCAAAGACAAGAAGUUGGAAACAUUGGUAGAUGCAGAUUUACACGGAAAUUAUGAAGAUGAGGAGGUAGAGCAGUUAAUCCAAGUGGCCUUACUAUGCACGCAAGGCUCCCCUAUGGAAAGACCCAAGAUGUCUGAGGUGGUCAGAAUGCUAGAAGGUGAUGGUUUGGCUGAAAAAUGGGAACAAUGGCAGAAAGAGGAGAUGUUCCGGCAAGAUUUUAACCACAACAUGCAUCAUCCUAAUGCAAAUUGGAUAGUAGAUUCAACUUCACAUAUCCAGCCAGAUGAACUAUCAGGUCCUAGAUGAUACUUUGAACAUUCUGCAGAUAAGUGAAGACACAAUCCUGCCUGACCAUGCUUUCUGUUGGGAAGGGAUGUACUUCUGAUUUGUACAUAUGAUUUUCACCCCCCCUCUACUUUUCCUUUUCUUUUCAUCUUUUUGAAAUUAUCUUUGUAUGUUCAGAUUACAUGCCCAUUGAUCAGGUUGUGAUUAUUAAAGAAGGAAGUUUGUAAUUUCUAUUGGGUUAUCAAAUUGCAGGAUAAAGUUUAGGCCACAAGCAAACAUCACUUUUGUCAUUGUGUGUAAGAGAAAUUAGUAUAGAGCUUUAUGGAAAUAAAUGCAAUUCUAUUAUCGUUUUAAGAUAAGUAUAUUUCAGUAU